This is a messenger RNA of Sceloporus undulatus (fence lizard), 2304 nucleotides long. It is a transcript of the gene SLC38A6, whose product is annotated as solute carrier family 38 member 6. Gene Ontology annotation, biological process: L-glutamine transport; amino acid transmembrane transport. The transcript is spliced from 16 exons. Gene Ontology annotation, molecular function: L-glutamine transmembrane transporter activity. The record is from RefSeq and is a predicted model, not a curated record. Bases 14 to 1399 code for a protein of 461 amino acids. Lineage: Eukaryota; Metazoa; Chordata; Lepidosauria; Squamata; Phrynosomatidae.
CGGGAGGAGCGCCAUGGAGGAGCCGGCGGCGGUCGGGAGCCUCAACCGCGGGGAGCCGGGCUGGUGGUACUUGUCGGCCCCGGAGGAGCCCGAGGAAGAUGGGGCCCCGCUCCUCAGCCUCCCUCCAGGCCCGAGAUCCUCAUCUGGUGCUUCCUUUGGCUUCUCAGUAUUUAACUUAAUGAAUGCGAUAAUGGGCAGUGGAAUACUUGGAUUGGCAUAUGCAAUGGCCAAGACAGGAAUCAUUGGAUUUAGAUAUCUUUGGUCAAUCAGUUCACUCUUUCCUGAGUCUUCUCAAAGGCUGCUGCUCUUGCCUUCUUUUUGUACUUGGCCUUCGCACUUAAAUAGUCAAAGAGCUGUCACUUCUUACGAAGAUCUUGGUCUCUUUGCAUUUGGCUCAGUUGGAAAGGUUCUUGUGGCCAGUACAAUCAUUAUACAGAAUAUGGGAGCUAUGUCAUCUUAUCUUUUCAUUAUCAAGUCUGAACUUCCUAGUGCCAUUGCAGGAUUUCUGAGUGGAGACCACAGUGGCUCCUGGUACCUUGAUGGUAGAUUGCUGCUUCUGACUACCUCCAUUUGUGUUGUCUUUCCUCUAGCACUUCUUCCUAAAAUUGGCUUUCUUGGCUACACAAGUAGUUUAUCAUUUUUCUUUAUGGUGUACUUUGCUCUUGUGAUUGUAAUUAAAAAGUGGUCCAUUCCUUGCCCUUUGCCACUAAACCUUGCGGUUUCAAAUUCUACCAGAGAAUGUAAACCAGCACUGUUUAAUUUUUCUAAGGAGAGUGCUUAUGCCAUUCCAGUCAUGGCAUUCUCAUUUCUUUGCCAUACGUCAGUAUUGCCAAUUUAUUGUGAGCUCCAAAGUCCGUCCAAAAGCAGGAUGCAAAAGGUAGCCAACACAGGGAUUGGUCUGAGCUUUCUAGUUUAUUUUAUCUCAGCGCUGUUUGGAUACCUCACUUUUUAUGAUCAUGUGGACUCAGAGCUGCUGCAAGGAUAUAGUAGGUACCUGCCCCAUGAUACCAUCAUCAUGACAGUAAAAGUGAGCAUCCUCUGUGCAGUGGUGUUGACGGUUCCUCUAAUCCACUUUCCUGCAAGAAAGGCUGUGGUCAUGGUAUUGUUUUCGCAUCUUCCCUUCUCUUUGAUCCGCCACAUUUCUAUCACUUUAAUACUCAAUGCAAUUGUUGUCUUGCUUGCAAUGUAUGUACCAGACAUCAGACAAUUUUUUGGAGUUGUUGGUUCUACCUCAUCAACCUGCUUACUCUUUAUAUAUCCUGGGUUGUUUUACCUUAAGAUCAGUACAGAAGACUUCGUUUCACAACAUAAGCUUGGGGCAUGUGCACUGCUAGUUUUUGGCCUCUUGGUCGGUCUUGUCAGUUUAGCACUAAUCAUUUACAAUUGGAUUCAUCAGUGAAAGCAUUCCUGCCUUCUGGAACUUGGAACUGCCACUCAAAUAAACAUUACAGCAAUAUGUUAAGUAAAAUUACUAUGUCAAAUGCUGGGGAGAAAAGAAGACUUUACAGAGAUUUGGAAAACACUGCAAACUACACCAGAGAUCAGUAUUUUUCUUGCCAUACUGCAAAACUGAACUGGAACUGAAGAAUAUUGUGGAACAGCUCUAUCUUUAUUUUUCACUCUCCAAUAAUCCCAUUCCAUUUACAGGCUUCUCUGCUUUGCAAACAACAACCAGGAUGAUCAAGUAGAGAAACUCAAAAGAGCCCAGUGACAUCAUGUUACAUUGUGUGUUUCCAGUCUUAGGUGCUGUAAGAGAACUGAAGAAGGUUGUUUUUGUAGUGCUUGGGGGGGGUGUGCUUUUUUGGACAACAGCUCCAGAAUCCCCCGGCCAGCAUGGCCAAAGGAUUUUGGGCAGUGGCAUCAAAAAAAUCCAGAAAUUUCCCCAUGUUUUUCCUAUCACUGUCAGGCUACUGAAUAAUCUAAUGACUAGGACCCAAAUGUGGUAGGGUUGUGGCUGAAAUCCAACAAUGCAGGCAGUCUUCUGAGAAUGAAAUCUUCCCACACCUGCUGCUGUCAGUUUUUACAGAAACAGCUUGCAAAGCUGCUCCAUUCUCCUUGCCCACAAAGUGCUUGGAUAUGCAAACUGAAGCCAGGUCUGGUCUAGGUUCGAUUAAAGCCUGCCAUCCAAGACAAUUUAUAGUUUAGCAGAGAAGCAAGAAAUCAUGGUGAGAUUAACCCUGCCUGCCAGUGUGUCUUGACUUUUUAACUGAACAGUAAAAUGUGUACAGUUUUUUUAUCCUUCAGUGCAUUCAAAGAUAAGAUCAAAGGUCUAAUGUAAAAUAAAACUCCAUUUUCUUUCAAGCA